Molecule: messenger RNA, 379 nt
Organism: Xenopus tropicalis (tropical clawed frog)
Lineage: Eukaryota; Metazoa; Chordata; Amphibia; Anura; Pipidae
Gene: rps21
Product: ribosomal protein S21
Exons: 6
Coding region: 64-315 (83 amino acids)
Biological process (GO): translation
Cellular component (GO): cytoplasm; cytosolic ribosome; rough endoplasmic reticulum
Molecular function (GO): structural constituent of ribosome
Source: RefSeq, marked provisional
CUCUUUGGUGUCGGCCAUUAGUGCGAGCAGGAGGUCACCUUGUGACGGCAACUACUACGCAAAAUGCAGAACGACGCUGGUGAAUUUGUGGAUCUCUACGUCCCCCGUAAAUGCUCAGCGAGCAACAGAAUCAUUGGGGCCAAGGACCAUGCCUCCAUCCAGAUUAACAUUGCCGAGGUCGACAAAGUGACGGGCAGAUUCAACAGUCAGUACAAGACCUAUGCUAUCUGCGGCGCCAUUCGUAGGAUGGGGGAAUCCGAUGACUCCAUUCUGAGACUGGCAAAGAAUGACUGCAUUGUCUCAAAGAACUUCUGAGACGAGACUGUGGAACUGAGGAGACGAGUCGGACAAAAAUAAUAAAAAUGUUGUUAAAAAGAAA